AUGCACGAAUCUUUAGGUCAUACAAUGGAGCAUUCCAUGCCAGGAAUGGAUGAUGACAUGUGCUCAAUGAAUAUGAUCUUCACUUGGGAUUGGAAAAACACAUGUGUUGUCUUCCGUUGGUGGCAUAUCAAAACAUAUUUUGGCUUCGUAUUGUCUAUGUUUGCGGUUGUCUUGUUGGGAAUGGGAUACGAAUAUGUCAGAGCAUUCUUCGCAAAUUGGGAAAGAGAACAUGCAUCAACGGUUGUUCAACCAGGUCAAGAUAGAAGAUUUAAGUUAAGACGUGGAAUCUUAUACGGUUUCCAAGUCUGGUACUCGUUUAUGCUUAUGCUAGUCUUCAUGACCUACAAUGGUUGGUUGAUGAUAGCAGUUGCUGUAGGUGCAGCAAUUGGUAAUUAUAUUUGGGGAUCUUCUAGUCAGCAGGAGUCAGUCAGGAUUAUGGCUUGCCAUUGA
Hemisphaericaspora subhashii is the source of this 450-nucleotide messenger RNA. RefSeq names its product low-affinity Cu transporter (gene CTR2). Gene Ontology annotation, cellular component: membrane. Gene Ontology annotation, molecular function: copper ion transmembrane transporter activity. Gene Ontology annotation, biological process: copper ion transmembrane transport. The transcript has 2 exons. Lineage: Eukaryota; Fungi; Ascomycota; Pichiomycetes; Serinales; Debaryomycetaceae. Bases 1 to 450 code for a protein of 149 amino acids. The record is from RefSeq and is a predicted model, not a curated record.